AUGGUUCCCCUUAGGUCAUCAAGAUCACAUAUACGCUUCUUCAGAAACCUCUCUCUCAUCCUAAUGUGCGCUUCGAUCUCUCUUCUCCUCUGGAACACUCUGAGACGCCCAACCUGCUCUGAGAGGAGACCGCUCCCAGCACCUGACCUCCUGCCACAAGACUAUGCAGACGACCUGCCAGCCUGCUCAGCUAUCAUCAGAGGAGACCUGAAGGGCAUUGACAAGGAGCAGCUCAGAAGACUUCUGAAAACAAAGAUCAAGCCCAAGCUUCUGUCUGAGGCGUUCUACCACCACGUGACCCGAAACUGUAAAACUUACGUUACAGACAGAGGGUUCGUCAUGAUGCCCCUGAGUGUGGAGGAGAGAGACUUCCCCAUCGCCUACUCCAUGGUGGUCCAUGAGAAGAUUGAGAUGUUUGAGCGACUCCUGCGUGCCGUGUACACACCUCAGAAUGUAUACUGCGUGCAUGUGGACCAGAAAUCCUCGGAGGAAUUCAGGACUGCAGUAAAGGCUAUUGUGUCUUGUUUUACCAAUGUGUUUGUGGCAAGUAAGACAGAGAGUGUAGUUUACGCAUCGUGGUCUCGAGUGCAGGCAGAUCUAAACUGUAUGAGGGACCUGUUGAAGUCACCUGUCCAGUGGAGGUACCUGCUCAAUACCUGUGGAACAGAUUUCCCCAUUAAAACUAACGCAGAGAUGGUUCAGUCACUCAAACUGCUCAACGGGAGGAACAGCAUGGAGUCUGAGACCACCGUCGACUAUAAGAAACACCGGUGGCAGUAUCAGCACAACAUCACCAACAACAUAGUGGUCAGGACGGGCGUUACGAAGAGCCCUCCUCCAAUCAGCACCCCCAUGUUCUCCGGAAAUGCCUAUUUCGUGGUCUCCAGGGAUUUUGUCCAUCACGUGUUUGACAGCCAGGAGGUUCUGGCCCUGAUGGAGUGGGAGAGGGACACCUACAGUCCUGAUGAGCACCUGUGGGCCACUCUGCAGCGCAUGCCCUCAGUGCCAGGGUCUAACCCUCCCCACAUUAAGUACCAUGAAACAGACAUGAACGCCAUCGCUCGCAUGGUGAAGUGGAGUUACCUGGAAGGAGAUGUGAGGAAAGGAGCCCCAUAUCCACCCUGCUCCGGUGCCUCCAGGAGAGCUGUGUGUGUCUACGGGGCUGGAGAUCUCCGGUGGCUCCUACAACACCACCACCUCAUCGCUAACAAGUUUGACCCAGAGGUGGAUGAUGUAGCCAUUCGAUGUCUGGAAUCUUACCUUCGUUUCAAAGCAACAUAUGGUUAAUCUGGGAGUAUCUGUAAAAAGCUAUGAAAUGAAAAAGGGUUGCAAAUACCGUAAUGUAUAUUUAUUUCAAUUGUGUUUUUGUAUGAAUUUUAUACGUGUUUGUUUUAUCUAUUGAAUUGAAUGCACUGAUUAGAAGUGGCUCUGGAUAAGAGCGUCUGCUAAAUUAUACAAAAAACGUAAUGUCGCACUUAGAAUACACUGUCUUUACAACAGUUAUAUCAUUAGAUAGUAUAGAUGACAUCAAUGGAGGUUGUGAAAAAAAAGGAAUACUUGGAGUGUUGAAAUAAAACUUUUCACCCUCAAUUUAGCAAUUUCCUGUUUUAAUAAAGUUAGUUGCAUUGUUAUUCACUUCCAAACCAAAUCAACCGUUGACCUCAAGCAAAUUAAUAACUAAUAUGUAGUCUAUUGCUUGGCUAGUUGCCUUACUCUUUAACUUUCCUUUUCAUUUGAAGAGACUGCCACCUUCUUCUGACUGAAAUGUGAUGUCAAGUCGUCCUUAACUGCCCAUUUGAAUUUAUAAGAAACAUUUAAUGAUCUAUUUUCGUGAUAGCCAUUUAACACACUUUAGCAGGCAUUGUUGAACACAGUGCUCAUUCUACUAGAAGAAAGUGGCAGUAGAGCUGCAAGCAUUGUAGGAUGCUGCAUUUGCCUCUGACAUUAAGGGUGAUGCACGUGAAUUAGCACAGGUUGGAAUGGCUAAGGACAUCUUUGAACGUCAAUUUGCCCGACAGUUUUGAUAUCCGUUCCUUAUGAUCCAUUACACCUCAUAGCAUAGCACACUGCUUAAGACUAAUAUAGAAAUAUUAUUUUCUUUCUUCAAACAUGCAUACAACAUUGUGUAAAAAUGUAAUAAUGCAACAAACAAACAAAAAAUACACACAAUCUUCUAAAAACGGAGCCACAUCAAGUUGUUGCAAGAACUUAAAGUUCUUAAAUUAAGAGACAAUAUUAUUAAGUUGGAAUAAAUUAAAUAGAUUUUACACACAAAUAAUUGUUUAGAUUUUGCAGUAUAUUACAUUUACAUUUUCUAAUCUCAUGCCUUUUGAAUACACAAAAUGAAGUAAAGUAUUCAAAUAUGGAAGAGAAAUCAGAAACCUGCAUUUUUAUGUGAAAAUCAUAAUAUUUAGUAAGAUUUUUUUUUUUUAUGGUUGGUUUGGACUUUACCACCAACUUUUCAAAAGGAAAUAAUUCAGCAGAAAUAACAUACUGUUUGACUGGAUCAUGUGUCACUAUAACUGUCAAGCGAAGCCUUAAUAUUGCCUCUCUAAUGAGGCAAUAAAAGCAACAAGGAAAGCUGGAAUUACAUUUUCAGUUUACUUCCUGAACUGAGUGAAUUGACUGCAACCAACCCCAUUCUCUCAUGACAGGUUUAACUAUUAAAAUUAGUAGCUGGAGAUUUGGUCCUGGGUGCCGAGACGACAUCCAACCAUGACCUGCAUAUGGCCAAGUGUUAUAGAUGUACAUAAGUCUAUAUGGGGGGGGGGGGUGUCCAACAAUAUUGGUUGCGUGGGGUAAGUGGGUUAGAAUUGUGUAAUUUAGAGCAUCAUGCCAAUACUUGGAACUGCUGAAAAGUGUGGUAUUGUAUGCUAGUAAUUCAUUUUCAACAUUUGUUCCAAGUUUAGACCCUUUUAAUUUCAAGGAUUUGUAGACAGUAUAAAGCCAUGCCCAUUAAAGUUAAUAAUUACCUACUCACUUUAAACUGAGUUGAGUGUGUGUGUGACAUUCAUCAUUUCACAGCAGUGCUCCCAGGCUAUGGUCUGCACACAAAUACGAAUAAUACAUAGAUAAAUAGUUAUGGUUCCCCUUAGGUCAUCAAGAUCACAUAUACGCUUCUUCAGAAACCUCUCUCUCAUCCUAAUGUGCGCUUCGAUCUCUCUUCUCCUCUGGAACACUCUGAGACGCCCAACCUGCUCUGAGAGGAGCCCGCUCCCAGCACCUGACCUCCUGCCACAAGACUACGCAGACGACCUGCCAGCCUGCUCAGCUAUCAUCAGAGGAGACCUGAAGGGCAUUGACAAGGAGCAGCUCAGAAGACUUCUGAAAACAAAGAUUAAGCCCAAGCUUCUGUCUGAGGUGUUCUACCACCACGUGACCCGAAACUGUAAAACUUACGUUACAGACAGAGGGUUCGUCAUGAUGCCCCUGAGUGUGGAGGAGAGAGACUUCCCCAUCGCCUACUCCAUGGUGGUCCAUGAGAAGAUUGAGAUGUUUGAGCGACUCCUGCGUGCCGUGUACACACCUCAGAAUGUAUACUGCGUGCAUGUGGACCAGAAAUCCUCGGAGGAAUUCAGGACUGCAGUAAAGGCUAUUGUGUCUUGUUUUACCAAUGUGUUUGUGGCAAGUAAGACAGAGAGUGUAGUUUACGCAUCGUGGUCUCGAGUGCAGGCAGAUCUAAACUGUAUGAGGGACCUGUUGAAGUCACCUGUCCAGUGGAGGUACCUGCUCAAUACCUGUGGAACAGAUUUCCCCAUUAAAACGAACGCAGAGAUGGUUCAGUCACUCAAACUGCUCAACGGGAGGAACAGCAUGGAGUCUGAGACCAUCGUCGACUAUAAGAAACACCAGUGGCAGUAUCAGCACAACAUCACCAACAACAUAGUGGUCAGGACGGGCGUUACGAAGAGCCCUCCUCCAAUCAGCACCCCCAUGUUCUCCGGAAAUGCCUAUUUCGUGGUCUCCAGGGCCUUUGUCCAUCACGUGUUUGACAGCCAGGAGGUUCUGGCCCUGCUGGAGUGGGAGAGGGACACCUACAGUCCUGAUGAGCACCUGUGGGCAACUCUGCAGCGCAUGCCCUCAGUGCCAGGGUCUAACCCUCCCCACAUUAAGUACCAUGAAACAGACAUGAACGCCAUCGCUCGCAUGGUGAAGUGGAGUUACCUGGAAGGAGAUGUGAGGAAAGGAGCCCCAUAUCCCACCCUGCUCCGGUGCCUCCAGGAGAGCUGUGUGUGUCUACGGGGCUGGAGAUCUCCGGUGGCUCCUACAACACCACCACCUCAUCGCUAACAAGUUUGACCCAGAGGUGGAUGAUGUAGCCAUUCGAUGUCUGGAAUCUUACCUUCGUUUCAAAGCAACAUAUGGUUCAUCUGGGAGUAUCUGUAAAAAGCUAUGAAAUGAAAAAGGGUUGCAAACACUGUAAUGUAUAUUUAUUUCAAUUGUGUUUUUGUAUGAUUUUUAUACGUGUUUGUUUUACAUAUUGAAUUGAAUGCACUGAUUAGAAGUGGCUCUGGAUAAGAACGUCUGCUAAAUUAUACCAAAAAACGUAAUGUCGCACUUAGAAUACACUGUCUUUACAACAGUUAUAUCAUUAGACAGUAUAAAUGACAUCAAUGGAGAUUGUAAAAAAAAACGAAUACUUGCCGAGUGUUGAAAUAAAACUUUUUCACCCUCAAUUUUGCAAUUUCCUGUUUCAAUAAAGUUAGUUGCAUUGUUAUUCACUUCCAAACCAAAUCAACCGUUGACCUCAAGCAAAUUAAUAACUAAUAUGUAGUCUAUUGCUUGGCUAGUUGCCUUACUCUUUAACUUUCCUUUUCAUUUGAAGAGACUGCCACCUUCUUCUGACUGAAAUGUGAUGUCAAGUCGUCCUUAACUGCCCAUUUGAAUUUAUAAGAAACAUUUAAUGAUCUAUUUUUCGUGAUAGCCAUUUAACACACUUUAGCAGGCAUUGUUGAACACAGAGCUCAUUCUACUAGCAGAAAGUGGCAAAGAGCUGCAAACAUUGUAGGAUGCUGCAUUUGCCUCUGAUAUUAAGGGUGAUGUGCGUGAAUUAGCUCUGGUGGGAAUGGCUAAUGACAUCUUUGAAAGUCAAUUUGCCCAACAGUUUUGAUAUCCGUUCAUCAUGAUCUAUUACACCUCAUAGCACAGCAACUGCCCAAUACUAAUAUAGAAAUAUCAUUUUAUUUCUUCCAACAUGCACACAACAUUGUGUAAAAAUAUAAUUCAUUGAAUUACCCACACAAUCCUCUAAAAAUGGAGCCACAUGUCAAGUUGUUGCAGGAAUUUACAAUUCUUAAGUUGAGAGAAAAUAUGAAAUUGGAGUAAAUUAAACAGUACUUCCCUCGUAGUUGUUUUUUACACACAAAUAAUUGUUUAGAUUUUGCAGUGUAUUAAAUUGAAUUUACAUUUUCGAAUGUCAUGCAGUUUUGAACACAAAAUUAAGUAAGGUAAUAAAAUAUUGAAGUAAAAUCUGAAACCUGCAUACUUAUGUGGAAAUAUUUACUAAGCCCCUGAAUAUUUUUGGGGGGGUUAGUUUGGACAUUACCACCCAACUUUUCAAAAGGAAAUAAUUCAGCAUAAAUAACAUAAUGUUUGACUAUGUCAUAAAGUAUUCACACCUCUUGACUUUUUCCACAUUUUGUUGUGUUACAAAGUGGGAUUAAAAUGGAUUUACUUGUCAUUUUUGUCAGUGAUCUACACAAAAUACUCUGUAAUGUCAAAUUGGAAGAACAAUUCUACAUUUGUAACAAAUUAAUGAAAAAGAAAACCUUAAUAUAUCUUGAUUAUAUACGUGUUCAAUCCCCUGAGUCAAUACAUGCUAGAAUCACCUUUGGCAAGCGAUUACAGCUGUGAGUUUCUGGGUAAGUCUAAGAGCUUUGCACACCUGGAUUGUACAAUAUUUGCACAUUAUUCUUUUUUAAAAAAACUCUUCAAGCUCUCUCAAGAUGGUCGUUGAUUAUUGCUAGACAACCAUUUUCAUGACUUGCCAUAGAUUUUCAAGCCGAUUUAAGUCAAAACUGUAACUACGCCACUCAGGAACAUUCAACGUCAUCUUGUUAAGCAACUCCAGUGUAUAUUUGGCCUUGUGUUUUAGGUUUAUUGGUCCUGCUGAAAGGUGAAUUUGUCUCCCAGGGUCUGGUGGAAAGCAGACUGAACUAGGUUUUCCUCUAGGAUUUUGCCUGUGCUUAGCUCUAUUACGUUAUUUUUAGCAUAAAAAAAACUCCCUAAUGCUUGCCGAUGACAAGCAUACCCAUAACAUGAUGCGCCACCACCAUGAAAAUAUUUAGAGUGGUACUCAGUGAUGUGUUGGAUUUGCCCCAAACAUAACGCUUUGUAUUCAGAAAAAAGUUUAUUUCUUUGCCAUGUUUUUUUUCCAGUUUACUUUAGUGCCUUACUGCAAACAGCGUGCAUGUUUAGGAAUACUUGUAUUCUGUACAGGCUUCCUUCUUUUCACUCUGUCAAUUAGGUUAGGUAUUGUGGAGUAACUACUUUGUUGUUGAUCCAUCCUCAGUUUCUCCUAUCACACCCAUUAAAACGGUCACUGCUUCAAAGACACCAUAACGCCUCAUGAUGAAAUCCCUGGGCGGUUUCCUUCCUCUCCGGCAACAGACUUAGGUAGUAUCUUUGUAAUGACUGGAGGUAUUGAUGCACCAUCCAAAGUGUUAUUAAUAACUUCACCAUGCUCAAAUGGAUAUUCAAUGUCUGAUUGUUUUAUUUAUACCCAUCUACUAAUAGGUGCCCGCCCUUCUUUGCGAGGCAUUGGAAAACCUCCCUGUACUUUAUGGUUGAAUCUGUGUUUGAAAUUCACUGCUCGACCGAGGGACCUUACAGAUAAUUGUAUGUGUGGUGCACAGAGAUUAGGCAUUCUUUUCACAAAUCAUGUUGAACACUAUUGUUGCACACCGAGUGAGUCCCAUUUAACAAUGUAUUAUGUGACUUGUUAAGCACAUUUGUACUCCCUGAACUUAUUUAAACUUGCCAUAACAAAGGGGUUGAAUACGUAUUGGACUCAAGACAUUUCAAGCUUUUCAUUUUGAAUUACAAACUGAACAAAAAUAAAGACACAAAAUCUAAAGUGUUGGGUACCAUGUUUAUUGAGCUGAAAUAAAAGAUCCCAGAAAUGUUCCAUACACGCUCGAAAAGCUUAUUUCUCUUAUAUGUUUGUGCACAAAUGUAUUUACAUCCCUGUUCGUGAGCAGUUCUCCUUUACCAAGAUAAAUCAUCCCACCUGACAGGUGUGGCAUAUCAAGAAGCUGAUUAAACAGCAUGAUCAUUACACAGGUGCACCUUGUGGUGGGGACAAUAAAAGGGCCACUCUACAAUGUGCAGUUUUGUCACACAGCACAAUGCCACAGAUGUCUGAAUUUUGAGGGAGCGUGCAAUUGAAUUGCUGACUGCCGGAAUGUCCACCAGAGCUGUUUUCCUGAGAAUGUAUUGUUUCAUUUCUCUACCAUAAGCUGCUCCCAUGUCAUUUUAGAGAAUUUGGUAGUACAUACAAUUUUAUGGAUCCUGAGUCCCAUUGUUGUGGCCAUUAAUCCGCCGCCAUCACCUCAUGUUUCAGAAUGAUAAUGCAACGGCCCCAUGUCGCAAGAAUCUGUACAUAAUUCCUGGAAGCCUGCAUAGUCACCAGACUGUCACCCCUUGAGCAUGUUCGGGAUACUCUGGAUCAACAUGUACGACAGCGUGUUCCAGUUCCCCACCAAUAUCAAGCAACUUCACACAACCAUUGAAGAGGAGUGGGGACAAAAUUCCACAGACCACUGAUCAACUCAAUGAAAAGAGAUGUGUUUGUGCUGGGUGAUGCAAAUGGUGGUCCACACCAAAUACUGACUGGUUUUCUGAUCCACGCCCCUACCUUUAAAAAAAAAGGUGUAUUCCCAGUAAUGUGAAUCCAUAGAUUAGGGCCUAAUUUAUUUAUUUAAAUUGACUGAUUUCCUUAUAUGAAAUGUAACUCAGUAAAAUCUUUGAAAUUGAUGAAUUUGCGUUUAUAUUUUUGUUCAGUAUAAUUUCUAACGUUUUAAGAAAACAUACAGUGCAUUCAGAAAGUAAUUAGACCCCUUCCUUUUUUCCACAUUUUGUUAUGUUACAAGCCUUAUUCUAAAGUUGAUUAAAUAAAAAUAUGUCCUCAUCAAUCUACCAUACAAUACCCCAUAAUGACAAAGCGAAACAGUUUUUAGAAAUGUUUGCAAAUGUAAAAAAAAAAAAAAAAAACUGAAAUACCUUAUUUACAUAAGUAUUCAGACCCUUUUUCAUGAGACUCGAAAUUUAGCUCAGGUGCAUUCCGAGCAAAAUACAAUUUUAAAGGGUUGGUCCCCCCGUGUAAAAAAUGGGGCAAAGUUAAAAAACCGUCUGAAGCCCCAAAAUAGAAAUUCCAUUCACAAAAAACAACAGGGAGAAUUCAAGGAAUUGGUCCGUAGACCCAAAUCGGAGUUGGGUGAGGCAACAGGUAAGGGGUGAGGGUAAAAAACCCGGUGCGGUGCCCGGUAAACAAUAGGCAGUUUGCAGAAUUGUGAAAAAUGGGAUUCCUAUGGGGGUCGGAAGAAGACACUACGGUCUCCGAUAAAAGAAAGUGGAGAAUAAGUUCCCCCAAAACCGUCUGCAGCCAAAAUACGAAAUCUACCCUAUACUGAAACAAAAGGGGGAAAAUUUUCCCCCAAAAUUUAAAACCCGGGGAAAACCCCGCAAGAUGGUUUCAGCAUCAACGCUGGGGGAAAGAGGGAGUCUAAACCCAUCGUCGAUUUAAAAGAAAACCAGUGGCAGUAUCAGCACAACAUCACCAACAACAUAGUGGUCAGGACGGGCGUUACAAGAGCCCUCCUCCAAUCAGCACCCCCAUGUUCUCCGGAAAGGCCAAAUUUCGGGGUCUCCAGGGCCUUUGUCCUCACGUGUUUGACAGCCAGGAGGGUUUGGCCCUGCUGGAGUGGGAGAGGGACACCUACGGGUCCUUGAUGAGCACCUGGGGGCCCAACUCUGCAGCGCAUGCCCUCAGUGCCAGGGUCUAA
This is a messenger RNA of Coregonus sp. 'balchen', 9002 nucleotides long. The record is from the annotation of a GenBank genome assembly. NCBI's taxonomy places the organism in Eukaryota, Metazoa, Chordata, Actinopteri, Salmoniformes, Salmonidae.